UUCUCUACAUUAAAGUUUAAACUAGAAGACUAUUAAAUACAUUACCUUGUAAGUAAUCAAUUUUAUCAUCAAUUUUCUAAGCAAACCCCACAAGAAAAAAGUGUUACGUACUGCGACUUUUCUAACUCUGAAAAAGACUGGUAUAUAGUCAUUAGCUUCUACAGAAAACGGUAAACACAAGAAUUGAAUUUUCAGGAUAAGUUGUGAACUGCUAAUGGAAGAACAUUUGGUUUUGCGUGUUGACCAUCUCAUCACACCUGAAUCUUUGCACUCUCUGUCACGGUCUGAGGAUGCAGUUGGUACGUCCUCAGCUAUUGAUACUAAGGAGGAGGAAAAUCCAGGAGCUGGAGAUGAAGAAGAGCCAUUACUUCAGACUGUGGAAUGCCGGAUAUGUCAGGAAGAAGAUAGCUUGAAAAAUUUGGAGAUUCCUUGUCGUUGCAAUGGCAGCUUGAAGUAUGCUCAUAGAAAAUGUGUUCAGCGAUGGUGUGAUGAAAAGGGGGAUAUAACUUGCGAGAUUUGCCAUCAGUCAUAUCAACCCGGCUACACUGCUCCGCCCCUGCCUCCUCAAUCUGAUGAUACAGCCAUUGACAUCAGUAGAGGUUGGACAGUGGGUGGCACUCAAGUUGACUUGCAUGAUCCUCGACUUCUUGCAAUGGCUGCUGCGGAACGUCGUCUUCUAGAGGCUGACUAUGAUGAAUAUGCUGAUUCAAAUGCUAGUGGAGCUGCAUUUUGUCGUUCUGCCGCUUUAAUUUUAAUGGCCCUUCUGUUAUUGAGGCAUGCUAUUGGAAAUGCUGAUGAGGAUGAGGAUGAUGUUUCCACCUUUUUCUCUCUUUUCCUGCUCCGUGCUGCUGGUUUCCUUUUACCUUGUUACAUCAUAGCUUGGGCAAUCAGUAUAUUGCAGCGUCGCAGGCAAAGACAGGAGGCAGCAGCAUUGGCAGCAGCUGAAGUUGCUUUCUUGGUACAGGCUGGGCAACACAGGGGCUUGCAUGUCACAGUCGCACCUGGGCCCGCACUGCCAACAGAGCCUUCGACAACACCUGGACGGGCAACAACUCCUCAGGCGGCAGUACCACCGGAACAGGUGGCAACUCCUCAUCUGCAACCAGUAUAAAAGCUGUCUUUGUUUCGUUAUCUAUUUGUUUGAUAAGUUGAUUGCACUGAUGAGUUACAUAGGCGGGGAAAGAUUUUUCUCGUUUCGUUUUUAAUCAUUUACCAGCUGUAUCUUUGCACGCAAAAGCUCCAAAUUUCCUAUUUUGUUAUGUUUGUACAUAUCAAAACAUUGCAGCCAGUAGGUUGGCGUGGGAGUCUUUGCCCUCCAUGGGUCAGUUACAACUUUAUCAGGUCGUUGCUUCAAUGGUGUAGAUACCAUAUCGUCACAUCAUAUUAAUCGAUUACUGUUAUCAAUAUCGUUUAUUCUUCUCAA
Molecule: messenger RNA, 1423 nt
Organism: Lycium barbarum (goji berry)
Lineage: Eukaryota; Viridiplantae; Streptophyta; Magnoliopsida; Solanales; Solanaceae
Exons: 8
Coding region: 215-1111 (298 amino acids)
Biological process (GO): protein ubiquitination
Cellular component (GO): membrane
Molecular function (GO): ubiquitin-protein transferase activity; zinc ion binding
Source: RefSeq, a predicted model, not a curated record